GAGAGUCUUUCAUGCUUACAGAUAUUGGCUUUAUUGAAAAACUAGCUUUAAGUGCUUGUAUUGUAGCGACGAUGCUCUGUUAUUAGUGAGAAUUCCAAUACAAAGAUGUAAUGAAGGAACAUUAUUGGAUUUAUAUUGUAAGUACAUGACGGAUUAAUAGUGAAAUGGACAUUAUAAUGGACCUGACAUGGAAGUGAAAAAUAUCAUGUCAAGAAUGAUAAAUGUUAGCUUGUUCAUAUGUCUGUCUAUUUUCGUGUCUAGUGUUUCGUUAUUGAACGACACGGACGUUUACUUGUAUCAGCUGUUAAAUAUUACAGAUACAAAUAGAUCUGAACGAGGAGUAUUGUCACAAGUAGGAAAUUUGUCUACUGUAUCUGAUCGCAAUGUGUCAAAUGGAAAAAUUUUUUACGCCUCGAAAACAACAGAGAAUAUAUUCAAAGCAGAUGACUCAGACACAGAAAGAAAUAGAGAUUACGUGAAAGAACCAUUGAAUGAUUUAGACAAAUUUGAUAUGUUUAAUUAUAAGAAUAAAUCAACUAAUGAUUUAGGAAGAACAAAUACAGAAACCCCAGUACACAUUAUGGCAUCAUUGUCAUUAUCUGAUUCUGAAUCAAGAACCGAAACGACAAUCCAGACGAGGAGAAAUAAUCAAUUGAAUUAUACAGUUCCUCCAGGAACAGAUACACGAAAUAAUCGGUCUAACGAACAUUUUAGAGUGAAUCAGACAGAUAUGAUGACUACAAUAAAGAAUUUUCUAAAAUCAAAUUUCACUUCUGUUCGGACUUCUACAGAACGCACUGUAGAGAAACAAAAGUCAUCUGAAUUUACAACAUUAUCGGAAGAACAAUAUCAAAAUGUAACAAAAGUAAUUACAUUGAAUAAAGAAGAUACGACGCUAAAUCAUGGUCAGAUGGGAACUACCAUUCAUGAAGAAAGUCCAUCAACAGCAACAAUUAAGUACUCUGAACAUCAAUCUCCAAAUCGAGCACAGCAUCGCCAUCCAAUGCACCACUUAAGCUUAGUACCUAUAGAGGAUGGACCAUUUGGAAGUCUUAUAUGGAAGGAUAAAAAGUAUCUUAUUAGUGUUUUGAUACCGAUAGUAAUAGGAAUUGUAGGAGCUGCUUGUAUCAUCGGAAUGACCUAUACUGCCAGAUACUGUCAGAAAUAUGAAGCCAAAAUAAGAGAUAUACGAUCGACAAUGAUUCAACAGACACCAGCAAGCAACGAUCAGAUCGUUUUGCUGACAGAUUCUUCGGACGAAUUAUGACAAUAGAAGACCCUGAAAGUUUCUCUUACCUAUAAAUAUCAGAAAUAUUGUAUCUGUAAAUAUAUAUUAACUUAUAAUAUCUGUAAAUGGUAUUCGAGUUGCAAGAUUGAAGGAACGAUACAGUAGUGUUUACAUCUGUGCAAAUUGAUGUUUCUAACGAAAAACAAUCAUAACAUUGAAUGAUAUGAUAAUCAUAAACAUGUUUAUACGUCGUUUUUGAAAUGUGUAUUCGAAGCAUCUGGCGUUAAAUAUAUCAAUUAGACAUUGAUUAGCAAAGAAGGAGUUCUUAAGAAAUUAAUUUCUGUUUGAUAAGAUUAUAUCAUAUAGAGUAGAUAAAUCAUUACUGUAAGCAAAGACAAUUUAACCUUGAAACGCAGCUUAUUCUUAUUUUUUCACACUCCUGAACAUGCAGAGGUUGCAAUUACAUAAGGAAUUUAGAACACCAAACUCAAAAAAUUUGAAACCCACACGGAUGUAUAAAUAGCAAGUCAAAGAGAAGCGAAAUAUACCGCAGGGACUUUAAAAUGUACAAGUAUAAAUUUAAAAAAAUAAAAAUGUACAAGUACAGAAGCACUAGCCAUUUGGCAGAUGGUAAAUUUUUGUAUAAAGUUUCUCAUAAUCAAUUCUGAAAUAGAAUAAUGGGUUAACGUUGGAAUAGCAAGAGUUCAAGUUUUCUUUACAUGUCCAAUUAAUGUGUUGUUUGAAAGUUUUAUCACUGAAAAACAAUUUAAACGACUGUGACAUCCAGCAUUAUUGAAAGACCAUUUUAUCUAAUUUAAUAUGAAAUUUUCAUUUAUUUAAAAUAAAUCCCAUGCUGUUUGAUAAGAUUGUGUGGUAGUGUAUUACUCAUACAAUCUGAUUAAAAUACAGAGGAUUGUGCUAUCAUUGUAAGCGAAACCUGGACACACGAGUUGUUUCAAUCACAAUGUAUAUCAUACUGAGUACAGAUAUCAUUAAUGUAAGCAGAUACAAAUUGGCAUCAGAAACGUAGCUUAUCCGUACUUUUUUUAUACUCCUGAAGAAGUUAAAACCGCAAGACACAUAAGCCUAAUGGCAACAUUUUAAAACAAGUUCCUUAACGGUUGUAAGCGCACAGAUUAGAAGAAUCUAAACAUAUGUAUUUUAACAUAUUUAUUGAUGCAGAUGAACGGUUUCGUAUGUAAUUAGUAGCCAGUACAUCAAUAAAAGUAAAUACAUUAAGAAGCAAUGUUUUUAGCAAAGCUAACUUUGUUUGAUAUCUUAAGUCCACAUGUAUAUUUGUGUGUAUUUGUCAAGUUAUCGGGGAAAAAAUGAGUCUGUUGUCCUAUAAAUUAAAAA
This is a messenger RNA of Mytilus californianus (California mussel), 2584 nucleotides long. RefSeq lists its product as uncharacterized. Lineage: Eukaryota; Metazoa; Mollusca; Bivalvia; Mytilida; Mytilidae. The coding region runs from base 188 to 1267 and encodes 359 amino acids. The record is from RefSeq and is a predicted model, not a curated record. The transcript is spliced from 5 exons.